CAUUUCGUCCAUCGUCCGCCUGGCCCACCACAGUCCAAGAACUCCUCGAACUAAAAGCAUCAAAUCUUUAAAAAAACCAGUUGUGCAUUCUUCGUCAACCUCAAACUACCGUGUUCUCCACAACACCACCACCAAGGCACUCAAACUCCUCCGGGGCUGCGACACCCCUUUCUCCUCCUUCCCUUUGUCUUCAAGGGCCCUGUUUUCGCGACCACUCUGAUCUGGUCUCUAGGAUCUCCUCCUAUGGGACCUUCUCGACUCUCAUGCAUACUGCUUCUUCUUGGAUUUGUUCUCUGUUUCAUUCCACCUUCUUGCUGUGAUCCUGGACCGGGUUGCCACAACACCUGGAACACCUCUCUUCUCAACUACACGUAUCAGUUCUCCAUGGCGCAGCAUCAACUGCGUGGUCUACUCACUGUGAAGGAUGGUUGCUCCUUUAGGGUUAGUGAAUUCGAUAUGCUGGGGGGUUCUGAUGUGCGCUGGUGGGGUGCUGUCGGAGAAGAAUUCGAGAAUCUCACCAAGGGUUUUGUAAUUUCCGAUCAGAUUUUGAACAAGACCUAUCAGAACGAGAGUUUUGUUGUGAGGCUGAGGAAGAACGUGACAUGGGAUCGUAUUAAAGUUGUUUCCGUUUGGGAUCUGCCUACAGCUUCGGAUUUUGGGCACGUUGUACUGGGGAAUUCCACAAACUCGACUAACUAUCUGGCUCCGUCAAUGGUGUAUGUGAAUGGGUCUGCAGUUCACACAAAAGGGCAGCCCACAAUGUUGGAGAAUUGCAAACUCUUGUCUGACAAGUAUAGGGUUAGGUGGACUUUAAAUAAAGAUGAUGAUUCAAUUGAUAUUGGAUUAGAGGCUGCAAUUCCAUUUGCUAAUUAUAUGGCAUUUGGGUGGGCAAAACCUAAUGCUUCAUCUAAGUUUAUGCUUGGCAGUGAUGUGACGGUCACGGGAUUCAGGGAUGAUGCUAUGCCAUUUGCUGAUGAUUUUUUCAUUUCAAAGUACAGUGAAUGCAUGAUUAGCAAGGAUGGAAGUGUUGAGGGUGUUUGUCCAGAUACUCUAUACAAAUCAUCUGAUCAAGUAUCAGUAAAUAAUACAAGGUUGGUUUAUGGUCACAGAAGGGAUGGUGUGUCGUUUAUUAGGUAUAAGAGGCCCCUGAAAUCUGAUGAUAAGAAGUAUGAUUCUCCAUUGCAUCCAAAGGAUAAAAUGACAGUUAUAUGGGCAUUAGGGUUGAUAAGGCCUCCUGAUAGUCUCCGCCCUUUCUAUCUUCCUCAAAACCAUGGGGGUACAUAUGGACACUUGACCCUUAACAUUUCAGAACAUGUAAAUGAUUGCUUGGGACCUCUUGAUGCGGAUGAUAAACAAGAUCAAGAUCUUGUAAUUGCUGAUAAAAAGGAACCUCUUAUUGUUACAGCAGGUCCAGCAGUAUAUUACCCCAAUCCACCGAAUCCUUCACGAGUUCUCUACAUCAACAAGAAAGAGGCACCUAUUCUCAGGGUUGAGAGGGGUGUUCCAAUAACAUUUUCUCUACAAGCUGGGCAUGAUGUGGCAUUUUACAUUACUUCUGACCCAAUUGGUGGAAAUGCAACAUUGAGGAAUGCAUCUGAGACAAUAUAUUUUGGGGGUCCAGAAGCAGAAGGAGUUCAAGCCAGUCCUACAGAAAUGACUUGGGCUCCUAACCGUAACACACCAGACCUAGUUUACUAUCAGUCUGUUUAUACACAGAAAAUGGGUUGGAAAGUUGAAGUAGUUGAUGGUGGUUUACCAGAUAUGUACAAUAGCAGUGUUGUUUUGGAUGACCAACAGGUUACCCUCUUCUGGACAUUGGCAGAAAAUUCAAUAUCUAUGGCAGCUCGGGGUGAGAAAAAGAGUGGUUAUCUAGCAAUUGGAUUUGGUCGUGGAAUGGUGAAUAGCUAUGCUUAUGUGGGUUGGAUUGAUGAUGAUGGAAAAGCAAGGGUAAGCACGUAUUGGAUAGAUGGAAGAGAUUCUUCAAGUAUUCAUCCAACACAUGAGAACUUGACAAAUGUUAGAUGCAGGUCAGAAAAUGGCAUCAUAACUAUGGAGUUUACCCGCCCAUUUCUUCCAUCAUGCGAUCAUGAUGAUAGGCCAGAGUGCAAAAACAUUAUUGAGCCUACAAGCCCACUCAAAGUUGUAUGGGCCAUGGGUGCUCAAUGGUCAGAGGGCCACUUAAGUGUGAGAAAUAUGCAUUCUAUCACAAGCAGUAGGCCUGUUCGGGUGCUGCUUAUGCGUGGUUCUGCAGAGGCAGAGGAGGAUUUACGGCCAGUAUUAGCUGUACAUGGAUUCAUGAUGUUUCUAGCCUGGGGUAUCUUGCUUCCAGGUGGAAUUCUGGCUGCCAGAUACUUAAAACAUGUCAAGGGAGAUGGUUGGUUCCAGAUUCAUGUUUAUUUGCAGUACUCAGGAUUAGCAAUUGUUUUCCUUGGCUUUCUUUUUGCUGUAGCUGAACUUCGGGGCUUUGCAUUCAACUCACUACAUGUUAAGUUUGGACUACUUGCCAUAAUACUUGUCAUUGCACAACCAGUGAAUGCAUACUUGAGACCUAAGAAGCCUUCUACUGGUGAGGAGGUCUCAUCAAAAAGAGUUCUUUGGGAGUAUGUCCAUGUUGUCACUGGGAGAUGUGCCAUCAUUGUUGGGAUUGCUGCACUUAUAAGUGGAAUGAAGCAUUUAGGAGACAGGUAUGGUGAUGAAGAUGUCAGGGCACUCAUCUGGGCUUUAAUUGUUUGGUUUCUCAUUGGUGCUUUGACAAUGAUGUAUUUGGAGUAUCGUCAAAAGAAAAGAAUACGGGAUAGAGCAGUUGGAAGAAGCAAUUGGGUGUUGGGUAAUGGUGAAGAGGAGGAUGUUGAUCUACUGAGUCCAAGCAGGGCUGCAGAGAAAGAGUUGCACUCUUCUGAAAGAAUGGAAGUUCAGCUGGAACCCUUGAGCAGAUAGAGAUCCACACGUAGAUUUGUUGUAAAUUUUGCACUCACCACUACUAAUUUUGGCACUUGUUAAUGGUUCAGUAUACAGCAACCCAAUUUUUAUUUUCCUUCUUUGUCCCCCGUUUUCAUUUCCAAAUGAUUAUUGAUGGUGUGUUGCUGCCAAAAGUACAUUUUGGUCCAACAUCCCCUCCCCCUUACCCCUAAACAAAGAAAAUGGUCACAGAAAAAGAAAUGUUUUUUUACUUUUUAGGAUGGAAUAUAUGUAGACUGCACUGGUCUUUUUUCUUCAGGUUAUAUCUAUAUUGAACCAAGAGCUGUUCUUGCAA
Ipomoea triloba (trilobed morning glory) is the source of this 3253-nucleotide messenger RNA. RefSeq names its product cytochrome b561, DM13 and DOMON domain-containing protein At5g54830-like. The record is from RefSeq and is a predicted model, not a curated record. Bases 244 to 2937 code for a protein of 897 amino acids. NCBI's taxonomy places the organism in Eukaryota, Viridiplantae, Streptophyta, Magnoliopsida, Solanales, Convolvulaceae. The transcript is spliced from 2 exons.